This is a messenger RNA of Leptopilina heterotoma, 492 nucleotides long. Its product is annotated as glutamic acid-rich protein-like. The record is from RefSeq and is a predicted model, not a curated record. Bases 94 to 492 code for a protein of 132 amino acids. Lineage: Eukaryota; Metazoa; Arthropoda; Insecta; Hymenoptera; Figitidae. The transcript is spliced from 2 exons.
GCUGAACAAUAUCGGCUGCGUCUAAUAAUAAAAAUUAUUAAAUUACUAUGUAAUAAAGUAUUAACAUAAAAUGUUUCAUUGAAGCAUACCGUGAUGAUAAUCUUACAGAUUUUGUUGUCAAUUGAAAUUGAUUAUUUUCAUUUCCAACGAAUCAUGAAUAGUUUUCAUGAUGAUGAUGAUGCAGAAGAUAGGCCAAAAUUAAUUUUUUUUAAUUUAUUGCGGGAAGAAGAUGGAGAAUUUGGUCAUGAUGAUGAUGAUGAUGAUGAUGAUGAUGAACAAGUUGCAAUGGAGCAGGAUGAGGAACAAGUUGCAAUGCAACGAGACGAGGAAGAAGAAGAUGAAGAACAAGAAGGAGUAGAUAAAGAAAUGGAAAUUCAAGAAGCAAUAAGGAGAAAAGAAGAAGAAGAAGAAGCAGAAGAAAAAAGUUGUCAAGAGUACUUGGAAAAUUUAAAUGGACUUAAUAAUCAUUUUGAAAUUGGAAAUGUUGAUUAA